CAGGAGCUCAGUUCUCACUCACACAGACAAAGCGCUUCCUGCGACUUCAGACUUAAUGUGAUGCUGAUAGGGCGAGAAACCCAGACUUUCUGCUGAGGGUAGCCCCCUUGGAACCGAAUGAAGAAACAGAUCUUACUACUUUUCACAUACCGAGGACUAGUAAGAAAAGGGAAGAAGAGUAAAAGAAGAAAAUGGCCAGUUUUAUAUUACGGAAAGCCGAGCCCAAGGACGUGUCUGACAUACUGCGACUCAUAAAGGAACUUGCGAAGUUUGAGGAAAUGGAGGAACAGGUCGUCCUGACCGAGAAAGAGCUGCUCGAGGACGGUUUCGGAGAUCAUCCGUUUUAUCACUGCGUCGUCGCUGAAGUACCGAAAGAUAAACAGUCCGUUGAAGGUUAUACAGUAGUUGGCUUUGCUAUGUACUACUUCACCUAUGACCCCUGGAUUGGGAAGCUGCUUUAUCUGGAGGACUUCUAUGUGAUGAAGGAGUUCAGAGGUUAUGGGAUUGGCUCUGAAAUCCUGAAGAUGCUGAGUGAGACGGCAGUGAAGACUCGAUGCAGCGGCAUGCACUUCAUCGUGGCCGAGUGGAACACGUCGUCCAUCGAGUUCUACAAGCGGCGCGGAGCGGCUGAUCUCUCGCACGAGGAGGGAUGGCAUCUGUACGAGAUCGACAAGUGCAACCUACUCAAGAUGUCAUCCAAGUAGACGCCAGUGCGGGAGGAGACGUUCCAUAGAGGAGGAUCAUGAUUACAGCUGUUGUGUAGUCUAUUGAUCACACCUGCAAUGUAUCGGUCAAUAAAUAAAGAUUAUACUCUGAGAAACCGACUGAGUGAAAGCUCUGUUGGAUCAAUGUUAACCCUGUUGUCCCCUGUUAAAGAAACACUCAAAUUUUUUGGUUCAUUACCUCAGGAUUUUUGCUUUAAAAUAUUUCAUUAUUUGCAUGUUGACUUUAGACUUCUCUUUAGCGGGCGAAGUUAUACUUUAUUAUAAUAAGGUAAAAACCAGUAAGUGCGACAAUGACUCUGUUUAGGAAGUGAUUUAAUUGUUUUCUGCUGUUUGGAAACAACCUGACGUCUGAAACUAGGCUUAACUCGUUCAGAGAUUGUUUAACUGCUGCAGUUGCAUUUUUAUUUUUUCUUAGUGUUUGCGCAGGAAGAGGAAGUUCAGACUGAGAAACUGUGCUGACAUUAACAUGUAAACCCCAAAUGAAGUUAACAUUUCCUCUUUGCACCCUACGCAGUAUAUGCAUACAAUAUAUAAUUGCAUAUGUAUACAAUCAUUUCAGUCAGAAAUCACACCAUCACAUUUAUUUUUGAUACACUGUUUUUAAUACAAUCCCAGUCGUUUGUUUUCAAAUUCAGAACUUUCCAGUCAAGCCACUAACUCCCGUCUGAUGAUUGACAGAUGAAAGGAAGUGGCUAGUGCAAAAGCAGGUCAUGAAGGGAUGGAGAUCCUGCAUCAAAACCUCACUGUCAGAGAAACGACUUGAGAGACGAUGGUGCACCUGUAAACAAACAACACCGCAAACCACAGUCAUGAGGACUUCUGAGAAAAAGAAUGAGUGGCAUAUUUAAUCUGUAAAACACACACACACACACCUACCU
This is a messenger RNA of Sinocyclocheilus rhinocerous, 1603 nucleotides long. RefSeq names its product diamine acetyltransferase 1-like. Gene Ontology annotation, molecular function: diamine N-acetyltransferase activity; spermidine binding. The record is from RefSeq and is a predicted model, not a curated record. Bases 192 to 704 code for a protein of 170 amino acids. NCBI's taxonomy places the organism in Eukaryota, Metazoa, Chordata, Actinopteri, Cypriniformes, Cyprinidae. The transcript is spliced from 6 exons.